UCACGGCCGUCUGCUCGGGCUCUCGAAAUCCCUUCAUGUAUCAUCCUAAGCUCGACAUCCAGGCGGGCGCGCCAUGGCCCAAAGACGUGGAUUGCCGGCGAGAGGCUCGGACUCUUCCCAUCACGAGAACCCCAUCUACGGCUUAUCAUCACAGCGCCUGAAAGGAGAUCCAACAAGCUGUCCCACGAUUUGCAAGGAGGUUCUGCCUACCAAUGAAGGCAGCAGCGAAUUCCGAUGACCACUCGGGCACUCAGAAGUGCCGAUUGCAAAAGCAAGCCCUCGCGCCUCUGAAUGGAGAUUGCGCAAAUUAAUCUGCAAUUCGCCACGAGGUUCCUUUAAACAACAAUCUUCAAACGACUGUGAGCGGAACUAGGCCACGCUUUGGAAAAUCCUACAUUCGCAACAAGCACCCGCUCGGGUGACGACGCUCCACGUGUCAGGAAGCAAGGACACUUGCCUCCAAGCGGUUCUGCUCUUAAAAGCCCAAGCCCAAGCGCACGAUCGUCAAUCGGCAUGCCAGAGUAUGCAAGACACGAGUGGAAAGAGGAGCAAACCGAAGGAUGACAACUCUGGAGAACAGCAAGCGGGAGGAAACACUGAACAGGAGGAUAAGACACAAACGACAAAUAGGCGAAGCCAUCAGUGGAAGGAAGAGCUGCGGGCAAGGCCGAGUGCCGAAGGCGAGGCAUCGCCAGGCAGACUCGGAAACAGAAGAGAAGGGAGGCAGGACCGAGGCAGGGGAGAUGGGGAUCCAAGGGAGGGAGAGGGGAGGGAAGAGUAAGAGAGGAGCGCAGCGGAUGGCAGCGAACGUGCAGGAACCAGAGCAGUGCAGGACUGAAAGCUUGCAGGGUUGCCGAAAUUGGUGCCGCGGUUCGCAAUUUCCAGGAAAAACUGCGACCAAGACGCGACACGGAAGAUAGAGCAAGCAUCUGUACCUCGUCCUCCUCUUUUCC
Molecule: messenger RNA, 953 nt
Organism: Prorocentrum cordatum
Lineage: Eukaryota; Dinophyceae; Prorocentrales; Prorocentraceae
Source: the annotation of a GenBank genome assembly